Cydia strobilella is the source of this 4251-nucleotide messenger RNA. RefSeq names its product otoferlin-like. Gene Ontology annotation, biological process: plasma membrane organization. NCBI's taxonomy places the organism in Eukaryota, Metazoa, Arthropoda, Insecta, Lepidoptera, Tortricidae. Gene Ontology annotation, cellular component: membrane. The coding region runs from base 16 to 4251 and encodes 1411 amino acids. The transcript has 27 exons. The record is from RefSeq and is a predicted model, not a curated record.
AAUAAUCAAAACUGAAUGCCGGCUUAUUUCAGCAACCUCUUGUUACUUUACGGUUCCGAGCAGCAACCAGCCUGCUACCAAGUGACGGUCUACCGCGCAUACAACGUGCCAUGUAGCUCUCACACACGCCCGGACAUUUUGGGGAACCCGCCGAGCACGUGCGUGAGACUCGCCUUCUGUGACCUGAUGGGUGAAACCGGUCCACAGCACCGCACCAACAAUCCAGUGUACAUCGAGCGCAUAUCCCUGGUCGAGAUGUUUCCAAACGUGUGUGACACAAUCCAGUUGGAUGUGUGCUCUGUUAACGUGGGAUCGAAGGUUCUGGCUAGUACGAGGUUGAAGCUGUCGGAAAUAUCGCAUGGCGGGGAGAACGGAUUCCUACCUACGUUCGGGCCGUCGCUUCUCCACUUGUACGGGCCGUGGCGCGAGUCUGACGAUGGCCCCUUCCACCGCGGCGCGCUGCUGGUGGCCAUGAAGACCAUAGUCCCAUAUUACAAGCAGGGUCUCAGAACGGUGCAUGUGGAACCGGUGACCGCUGGGUCGCUGGAUACGGAGUGGAUCAUUGAAAAUUUCAUCAUGUUCUGUCCUGUCUUCGAAGUGUCUAUGCUGGAUAAGAGCUUGUCGGGAACCUCGUGUGGGAUUGCGAUCACCGCUGGAGAGAUCCCUUUUUGCAGCCCCUUUGGCCAAGAUUCUGACGAAUUUGAGCGAGUGAUACGUGAAUCUUACAUGCUUGACUCAUCAGAACAGAAGAAGCUGCAUUACACGGGCGGCAGGCUCAUCCGCUGGAACAGCCACGUUUCGGGGCACCUGGAGCUGACGUGCCCGGUGCUGCAGCUGGCCGCGCGGCUGCCGGACCUGCGGCUCCGAGUGUACACGGACAACGUGCUGCAGGGGAUCCUAGCUGAUCUGGAAAACAAUCUUUGUGAAAUAUCUAUCCGUCUCACAAACAAUGAAUACAACAAUCCAAACGACCUUGUCGAGUCUCUCCAUCGCUCGAACGACGAAACGGCCACGAAGAUCAGGAAGUUUCUAGAAAUUGUCCAAUACUCCAGCUCAAACGAAGACAUGCAGAGAUAUACCACCGAGCUGGAUCAUAAACUUGUUCAGCUGCAGAAGGAGAAGAUCGAAAAAAUAUACAGCCGGCUAAUAUCAAGAAAGACUAAAGUCCUUCAUUCGCCGUGUUGCAGCAGGCCCCUUUGUCUUGAAAACAUUGUAUCCAAGAAAACUGUCAAAAUAAUGCUGGCAGAUGCUAAAAGCAUCCUUCAGGAGCUGAAAGAACUUAAGUACAAGACACCGGACGGCUGGCCGCAUAUAUCAGUAUGGCUGCUGAGCAACGGGUCUCGCGUCGCUCACGCCAAGAUCACGCCGGGUGACGUCAUACAUUCCGUCACGCCGGAGCAGAGCGGCCGGCGGUGUGGGAAGAUACAGACGGUUUAUCUUAAGCCAAUAAAAUGCACUCAUCACCAUCCGCUGGAGUGCCACUGCAUCAUCGGAAAAGUAGAGCUGCUCGCUUGGAUGGGCUUAUUCAGGCAUCGCGCCAUGUUCCAAUAUUGUAUUCCAGACGGGUACAGAAGUACCGAGUCGGACCUUGGCCUAGAGUGUGAGCUGUUGUUCCUAGAAUGCUGUGUGAACAUCUAUCGCGCUAAGCUGUCUGGCUCGUGCGAUCUCAGCGGUCUGUCGCCCUUCGUGAGAAUUCACUUUAUGAACAAUGUUAAAGAUACGCAGGUAUGUCAAAAUACCGCCACCCCGGUUUGGAGUGAGGUGCUCCGUAUAUCGUGUAGCGCUAACGUGUCCCCCCAACGCCUGGAGACUUGUCCACCGGAGAUACUAGUCGAGGUGUAUCACUGGGACGCCACGCAAAAGGUAAUACCCGAACCCCUUAUCUAUAGCUUCAUUUCGCUGCCCCAUAUUACAGGGUUCUAUGAUAAAAUCGAUCUGAUCGGUCGCGUGACAUUGACGCCCGAGUAUCUGGUAGCCCAAGACUUGGAGUCACCGCCUGCGCUGGACUGGCUCGAUCUUCAUCUGGGGGCUGAAGACGUGGGCAAAAUACAGAUGUCCGCGCAACUUAUGCAAUAUUUUACACUUUUUUUUAGAAUCGAUGUAUACUUUUGGGGUCUUCGAGAAGUGAGCAUUAUAAACAAGCCCCUGGUGACCCUGGAACUGGAGGACAUCACCAUAAAGUCGGCAAUAAUUACCCAAUGCAAAUCCAAUUGCAACUUUCCCAAUGCAAGGAUUUCACAGACGUUCGAAGGUAACCUGAACAACGGAUCACAGUUGUCAAUCAAAUUGUAUGACACAACCACCUUCGGACGGACCCUGUUCGUUGGUUCGAACGUGAAGAAACCUGGGAAAUACCUUCUCACCUGGCUGCCUAAGAGUGAGAGGGAUGAAAAACUGUUUCUGAAGCCUGUGGUGAACAAUCUCUUCAUGCAAGUAAAUCGCAAGACAUUUGUUAAAAGAAGCUUGACGUAUCCCGUUUUCGAAAAACCUAAAACCUACAAAAUUGAAGAAGAGAAAAAUCCAAAAGUAAAAUGGGAGAAAAUGAGGAAAAUGUUUUUCAAGAAGGCUUGCGAGGAAGAGUUAAUGUUGCUACCUAUUUACUCUAAGGAAAGAGACAACGUCGUGAAAGAGACGGAAGAUGAUUGGUGGACGAGAUAUUAUACUUCGUUAAAUGUAAGCACCUUCAUCAAUUUAUCUUUAAGAGGAAAAAGGACGGCCAUAUAUGACUCAGAGUUAGAGCAGCAGCCCGACUUCGCCAGGUUCAGAGACUGGUGCGGCACCAUCAAAAUCUACAACAGCACCAAGACAGGAAUACCUGAUAAGGACGAAAAGCUCCGGUGUGGCUACUUAAAGGCCAGUAUAGCGAUAUACCAGUGGCCGUCUCCAGCGGACACGUUGGCAGUCAGCAGUAGCGGCGUCGACCUACAACGAGGCUACUUCAAUAAUCACCCCGACAACGAGCCAGCCAGGUACCUAGUCCGCGUGUACGCGGUGAAAUGUUCUGGUCUGGUGUCCAAGGGUACGUCCAGGUGCUACGUGGCCGUGCAGUGCAACUCUAAGAAACUGUGCGACCGGGAGUCUAGCGUGCUCAGGGAUGCUGAACCUGCAUUUGGAAAAAUGUACGAGCUCGACUGCACGCUUCCAGAAGACUAUCUCCUGAAGAUAUCGGUGGUAGACUGCGGAGCUAUGGCUGACGAGCUGAUUGGCUGCACCAGUAUUGAUCUUGAAGACAGGGUCUACACAAAAUAUAGGGCCACUGUUGGCCUGGCUUCUGAGUACAAUAUAAACGGCCCCAACAGAUGGCGUGACAGUGACCGGCCGUCGGCCAUAUUGGAGCAGCUCUGCGAGAAGAACUACCUAGCGCCCCCUGAGUUCCCCGACCCCUCAUCCCUGGUCUUCAACGGGGUGGAGUAUAAGGACCUUGACUCUGGAACGAAAUACACAAACCCCUUAGCAAGCAAGGAGAACCUUUGCCUGAAUAUCCUUCACAAAUGGCACACAAUCCCCGUGUGCGGACACCGUCUCGUACCUGAACAUGUCGAGAUCAGAACUUUGUACGACCCUGACAAACCCGGAGUUGAACAGGGUAAGAUUCACAUGUGGGUGGACAUGUUCCUGCUGGGCCCUCGACAGACAAUACCGGCGCCUGUCUCCAUCCGUCCUCGCGCUGACGAGCACUAUGAACUACGAGUUAUUGUGUGGGACGUGCAGAGCUUAAAGCUGGCAAAGGGAGCGAAUAUCUAUGUUAGAGCAUGGAUUGGACCCAGUGAUGAAGCCCAAGACACUGACAUCUACACGAGCACAAACGGUGAAGGGCGCUUUAGUUGGAGAAUGAUCUUCCAGUUUCAAUACAAGCAUACUGAAAGAAAGUUGGUGCUCCACGAUAAGGGCCCGUUUACGGAGGUGACGGAGCUGUUUCCGCCCAUUCUCGUGAUCCAAGUCUUGGCUAUAGACGCUCCGACACUUCAAGAUUUUAUAGGUAUGCUAACGCUGGACCUGUCGGGCAUGCCACGAGGCUCGAGGUUACCCCACAGCGCGCACGCUGUAACGAAUAUGCGCAAAGUAAAUAUGUUUUCGGCGCACAACGCACGCGGCUGGUGGCCGCUCAGGAUGGUCGAUCGGAACUCCGGGAACCAUUAUUUUGCGGGUAUUAUAGAGCUGGAAAUAUCGCUGCUGCCUCAGGAGAAGGCUCUGCUGAUGCCCGUUGGUCUUGGCAGGGACCCGCCAGUGCCACUGCCUGAUCCAAUGUAA